UAUUAUUAAAUUGAUUGCUAUUAUUAAAUUGAUUGCUAUUAUUAAAUUGAUUGCUAUUAUUAAAUUGACUGCUAUUAAAUUGAUUGCUAUUAUUAAAUUGAUUGCUAUUAUGAGUAACGAACCUAUUACUAACUUGAUUGCCAUUGUGAGUGACAAAACUAUUACUAGCUUGAUUGCUAUUGUGAACAAAACUAUUGCAGACUUGACUGUUAUUGUGGGUAACAAAACCAUUACCGACUUGUCCGCUAUUGUGGGUAACAAAACUCUUACUGGCUUGAUUGUUAUUGUGAGAAACAAAACUACUGAACUGACUGUUGGUGAUAAUAUUGUUACGCAUGUUGUUGGUGAUGUUGCGACCGAUAUUGUUGGCGAUGACAUUGGUGAUGACGCUGCUACGACCGCCAUUGUUGGCAAUGACAUUGUUACGACCGCUAUUGUUGGUAGUCACACUAUUACGGCCCAUAUUGUUAAUAACACUGUUACGGCCCAUAUUGUUGAUGACAUUAUUAUGGCCAAUAUUACUGGUGAUAGCACUGUUACGGCCGAUAUUACUGGUCAUGGCACUGUUACGGCCGAUAUUGUUGAUGACACUAUUAUGGCCAAUAUUACCGGUGAUAGCACUGCUACGGCCGAUAUUACUGGUCAUGGCACUGUUACGGCCGAUACUGCUGGGAAUGGCGCCGUUUCGACCGUUACUGUUGGUGAUUAUACCGUUACGACUGUUAUUGUUGGUAGUCACUACAUUGUUACGACCGAUACUGUUGGUAUGAACACUGUUACGACCG
This is a messenger RNA of Rhizophagus irregularis DAOM 181602=DAOM 197198, 785 nucleotides long. Lineage: Eukaryota; Fungi; Glomeromycota; Glomeromycetes; Glomerales; Glomeraceae. The record is from RefSeq and is a predicted model, not a curated record.